Messenger RNA from Cimex lectularius (bed bug), 1032 nucleotides. RefSeq lists its product as uncharacterized. The record is from RefSeq and is a predicted model, not a curated record. The coding region runs from base 235 to 849 and encodes 204 amino acids. The transcript has 3 exons. NCBI's taxonomy places the organism in Eukaryota, Metazoa, Arthropoda, Insecta, Hemiptera, Cimicidae.
GGAAACUGCAGCCGGCGGUUUCGAACGUCGAAGGGUUUGUGAUCCUGAUGACGCGUAAUCGUGCAGCAGGAAAAAAGGUCGAAUAACCUUCCAUUCGUUGAGACUUCUGCGAGACCGUUGCUCAGUUUUCCUCUCCUUUCUUUAGUUAUAACGGUUUAAAUAAAUGACGUACUUGAAAGUCAAACGGACUUGAGAGUGGAGGAGAAAGAGAUAGCUUGAUCCGGAUUUUGGGUUAUGCCCGGCUCUUGGUGUGCCAUCGGCACGUGUGGAAAUUCCUCUUAUCGCGCUAAGAAACUUGGAAGGACCGACUUGUCGUUUCAUACCUUUCCUAGAGAUCCGGAGUUGAGGGCUGUUUGGGUGUCCAGGUGCAAUAGGUUCACGGGAUGGAAUCCGAAAUCUUCCUACGUCUGCUCAGACCACUUCAAGCCCACGGACUUCAGGAGGAAUCUCAGGGCUGAGCUUAUGGGAUACAAGGAAAGGCAGAGGAAGCUGCAUCCGAACGUCGUGCCCUCCAUCAAUCUAGGAUUCAGUUACGAUAACCGAGAAAUGUAUUCGGACAGCGAAGGCUGCAUCGCUCCACUCGAUUUGCCGCACAACGUUCCGAAAAAGAAAAAGAAGAAGAGGAUGAACGAAGUGGUUGUCAUUGAAAAAAGAGUAUUGCAAAGGACUAUAGAAACAGUGCAAAAACUGAACGACGAGUGUUUGCUUUUUGGAGAAAUGAUAGCACACGAAUAUCGUUCCAUUUCAUCAGAACAUCUUAGGAAAAAGUUGAUCGCUGAUAUACAAGAGGUGGUUCACAAGAUUGCCGAGGAGGAUGAGAACAACGUAUAUCCUGAUAAUGUAAAUUAAGUGAGUUAAUGUUUCAUAUAAUUAACUCAAUUAAUUAAGUCACAAAAUUUUUAUAAAUAUUUAAAUAUCACAGUAAUUAUUUAAUAAAUGUUUUUUAAAUGUAAGUUGACUGUCAAAAUAAGCUUUCUUUUUCAUUUACUAAACCUAAAUAAGGACUGCAUGUCAUACAUGUUUACUACUUUC